Messenger RNA from Dovyalis caffra, 354 nucleotides. The record is from the annotation of a GenBank genome assembly. Lineage: Eukaryota; Viridiplantae; Streptophyta; Magnoliopsida; Malpighiales; Salicaceae.
AUGCUUGGCGUGUUAAUUGACAUGGACAAGGACCUGUGUUUGGAUUUGGAUCCUAGAGGGCAACAUAUUGCUUGGAGACUGUUCGAUGAAGGGAGGCCUAUGGAACUGGUUUCGGAAUCAAUAAUUGAAGUAUGCAAUCUAUAUGAAGUGCUACGUUCAAUUCAUGUGGCUCUCCUCUGUGUGCAAGGAAAUCGAGUUGAUAGGCCAAGCAUGUCAUCUGUGGUUUUGAUGUUGGGUAAUGAAGAUCCAUUGCCUCAGCCUAAACAUCCAAGUUUUUUUAUCGAAAGGGAUCCUAUUGAACCAAGUUCACCGAGCCGAGAAAACCAUAUUCAUUUAACGAGUGCUCGAUUUUAG